This is a messenger RNA of Aspergillus homomorphus CBS 101889, 279 nucleotides long. RefSeq lists its product as uncharacterized. The coding region runs from base 1 to 279 and encodes 92 amino acids. The record is from RefSeq and is a predicted model, not a curated record. The transcript has 3 exons. Gene Ontology annotation, molecular function: oxidoreductase activity. NCBI's taxonomy places the organism in Eukaryota, Fungi, Ascomycota, Eurotiomycetes, Eurotiales, Aspergillaceae.
AUGUCUUCGAUUCUGGGCACUGUGACUGAUCUGGAGAGUGGUGAGGGUUUUUGCAGUUCCUUCAAUAUUACGCGGCAGCUCGCGCUGGAGUAUGUGCCGCAUAGGAUCCAUGUCAACGCUCUUUGCCCUGGGUAUACCCAGACGGCGAUUUUCAAGGAGGGGAUGGCUCAUAUGAAUACUCUCGAGGUUAUGCAGCGGCGUCAUCCGUUCAAUGGCCCUGGAGUGCCGGAUGCUAUUGCUCGGAUGGCGGUCGUGUUGGUGAGUGAGGACGCUAAUUAG